Molecule: messenger RNA, 381 nt
Organism: Prunus armeniaca (apricot)
Lineage: Eukaryota; Viridiplantae; Streptophyta; Magnoliopsida; Rosales; Rosaceae
Source: the annotation of a GenBank genome assembly
AUGGACUCCGAGCGACUCGUAAUCGAUCCGUCUGCUAUGGGCCGAAAUGGUGGAGAAAGGCUGAAGGAGACAGCCAAUGAGAAGCUACACGUAGACGAAAUGGGUCAUGGUAGCCUUCGGCACCUGCCAACAAUUAGGGCAACCUCCUUCUCGAGGACACGUGGCAAGCUCACAAUUGAUGUCCACAGUCCCACAUCGAAAAUCUACGCAACAUACACACCUCCUAAGGACUAUAAAGGAAGCACAAUUCCCCAUAAUGGAGCAUCGGAGAGCCUUCGGCCGGUACCACACCGAUGCCCUAGGUCUUACCGAGCGUUUGCUAUCUUGCAGAUCGCACGCCCUACCGAGGCCCAGAGCAUACCGAAGGCCCAACAUCACUAA